UCUAGGUGCUGUGACUGCGAUAUGCGACGUGUCCCAGCGCAUCCAGGACAACACCCGGCGCCAUGAGAACCACCUGCAGCUCUGCCGGGUGCAGAAGCUGCUGAAGGGGCGAAAGACCAAGGUGUUGGCUGCAGGGAGGUGGUUCAUCCGUGAGGGCUGGCUGAAGGUGGUUCCUCGGAAAGGUGCGGUCGCCAAGCCCAAGAUGUUCUUCCUGUUCUCCGACAUGCUGCUGCAGGCCUCUCGCUGCGGCCCGAUGCAACUCGCCAACAGGGACAAGUUUGCCGGCAAGCACGUCUUCCCCCUGCAGGAGUGCAUCGUGGAGAAGGUGUUCGGCCACACCAGAAGCCAGGGAGGCCUGCUCAGCUUAACCUUCCCUAAAGCCAGUCUUCUGCUGAUGUCCUGCGACCAGGAGGAUCUCAAUGACUGGUACCAAAGCCUGAGCUCAGCCAUCAGGAAGCUGCAGUCUAAGGAGACAGUGGUCCAUCAGAGGGAUGAGUUGUGCCGGAGACCCCUCCGAUCAGCCACUGACAGCCACAACACGCCGAGCAGCAGCAGCAGCAGCACUCCCGGCAGGAAGAGAAACAUGGUGGGCUCUGAGACCAGUGAGCAGAGUCAGAGACCCCCGUCUGAGUCUGAGGGCAGCGCCCCCAAGAGGCUGAAGCCGGCUGACGCUCCAGAGCACAGCAGUGAAGAGGCGUCCCCUUCCAGCUGUGUGAUCCUCUGAGGGGUCUUCAGUCUCAGAUGAGGGUGGGUCCCACUCAGGCUGUCUGAGAGUUUCACUGAAGACUGAUUUAAUGCCAAACAUAACGCACACAAAGCUAUAUGUCUGUGUUGUUAACAUUACGUUUAAACUGUGCAGGUCAGGAGAUUCUGAUUAUUACUAACAGCAGCGUCCGCUUCUGCUCAUCCUGUGCAAUAUACACUUUUUAUUAUAUACUUAUUAUAUAAAUCCUAAGCUGCUUUAAAGACCAAAUAUCAUGAAUGUUUAACUGGGAGCGUUGUGUUGCUGCUGCUUGUCUAAACGUACAAUGUCAAAAACCACACUGCAGAUAACUAGUCAUGAUUUCUCUUCUGGAUGUCAUGUUUCCGGGCAGUCCCUGAAUGCACCACUCCCCCAGUCUUUAUCUCAGUCUGUUUGCAUUUUACACUCGAUACAGACUUUAGGAUGAAAAUGUGUAUUUAUUAUUUUUAUUUUAUUUAGAUUGAGGAACAAAUAAACAGUUCAUACGUGGGAAACUGACAAUAUAAAAAAAUGAAUACAAACAUUAUAAAAUCAAUCAAGUAAAAUGGAUGACCAACUUUUUUAAAGAUAAACAAUUAAUCCAUUUUUAUUUCUCACAUAUAAUUUUAUUUUCCUUUUUAUUGUUACUCUUACAUAUUAUGUCUCUUGUCAGGAUAGUUUUAAUAUAAUAUAUUCAAUGCCCUUUCACCUUUGAGUCAGAAAGUGUUGGUGAGAAAAUUAGAAAAAUUAGAUAUUUGGAAAAGGUAAAACAAAUAAGAUACCAAAGAUUCUGAUCAUAUAAAAAUUACAGAUAUGUGAUUCAUUCUUUUAAUUUAGUAUACAUUUUUAUAUAUUGUCUUAUUCUCUUUUAUUUAAUAGCGUCAUAUGACAUCCAUGAUUAAGACUGGGAAUGUUUUUGUCCAUCUUAAUACAGAUCCUAAAUUAUUAAUGAUCUGAUCAUCGGUUCAAAUGUAGAAUCACUGGUGUCUUUUUUGAUUGUUUGUUUGCAUGCGGGGAUUAUUAUAAUUAUUUUCAAAUGGAAUCAGUGCCUUUAAUCAGCUCCACUGUUUUCUAAAGAUGACUGAUUUAUGUGUCUGUGCAGGCGAGAAAACCUGGCUUACAGAUUCUAUAUGCUACUAUCAUGAUGUCCUUUAUUUACAUUUAUCCUUUUAUAUAUUUUUAUUUUAUCAUAUCCUUUAUAAACGAAUCAACAUAUGUUUGCAUCUCUACUGCAAAGCUCUUCAUAUAUUUUAUUCACACUUUUAAAAGCUGUUACACUGGUUACAAAUCAUGAAUGAAGAAAUCAUUUGAACUUCCCAAUAAAACUCUAAAACAAGU
This is a messenger RNA of Notothenia coriiceps (black rockcod), 2059 nucleotides long. RefSeq names its product Rho guanine nucleotide exchange factor (GEF) 39 (gene arhgef39). Gene Ontology annotation, biological process: positive regulation of cell migration. The record is from RefSeq and is a predicted model, not a curated record. The transcript is spliced from 6 exons. The coding region runs from base 203 to 724 and encodes 173 amino acids. Gene Ontology annotation, cellular component: plasma membrane. NCBI's taxonomy places the organism in Eukaryota, Metazoa, Chordata, Actinopteri, Perciformes, Nototheniidae.